This is a messenger RNA of Morus notabilis, 1228 nucleotides long. RefSeq names its product glycine-rich RNA-binding protein RZ1C. The record is from RefSeq and is a predicted model, not a curated record. The coding region runs from base 122 to 949 and encodes 275 amino acids. The transcript has 4 exons. Gene Ontology annotation, molecular function: zinc ion binding; RNA binding. NCBI's taxonomy places the organism in Eukaryota, Viridiplantae, Streptophyta, Magnoliopsida, Rosales, Moraceae.
CCUCAAAAAAAAAAAAAAAAGAAAAAAAGUCGGUUAGGGUUUGGUUUCAAAACCCUUUAAUUCGAACAUCGCAGGACGCUGAGCAGAGAGAGAGAGAGAGAGAGUAGUGAGAGAGCGAGUGAUGGCUGGGAAGGAAGACUACCGAAUUUUCGUUGGAGGUUUGUCUUGGAACGUCACUGAGCGUCAGCUUGAAAAUGCUUUCGCUCGUUUCGGCAAAGUCCUUGAAGCUCAGAUCAUGAUGGAAAGGGAUACUGGCCGUCCCCGUGGAUUUGGGUUUAUUACAUUUGGAGAUCGUCGGGGAAUGGAAGAUGCAAUUAGGGAGAUGCAUGGAAGGGAGUUUGGUGAUCGGAUUAUCUCUGUGAACAAGGCCCAACCGAAAAUGGGUGACGAUGAUGCAGACCAUGGUUAUAGGGGGAGCUACUCAUCUGGUGGCAGGAAAGGCUAUGGGGGAGGGGAUAGAUCUGUAGGGCAAGAUGAUUGCUUCAAGUGUGGGCGUCCAGGACAUUGGGCACGAGAUUGCCCAUCGGCUGGUGGUGGUCGAGGUGGAGGGCGCUUUGGGGAUCGCUUUGGAGGUGCUAGUGGGCGCGGGGAUCGCUUUGGAGGAGAUCGUGAUCGAUAUUUGGAUGACCGUUAUGAUGCAGGGCGCUAUGGGGAGAGGGAUCGUGUUGACAGCAGGGACAGCAAAUAUGGGAGCCGUGAUCGCUAUGGCAGUGACAGGUACCAACCAGGCGAUCGGUUUGCAAAUGAUAGGUACAACAGUGCUGAUCGGUACCCACUAAAUGGUUAUGGUAAAGAUAGGGGCUUUGAUAGAGACGGUGGCCCACGAGGUGGGGACAGGUAUGGAAGUGGAGGGCCAGCUCGUAACGAGGGAAAAAGUUACCGGAGUAGGCCUGAUCCUUAUGACCGCCCUAACAGGGGAGGUCGACCAUCUUCCUUUGACCGCUACUAGUGGCUUGUUAAAUUCUUAUUCAGAACUUUGUAACAACAUACAUCAUUAAGGUAGGAAUGUGGUUUUGAUCGUUAGUAGGUCACUGAACGUACAAUAUAGUCGAGGAUUGAUGGAUGCUUUUUCAACUGGUGUUUACUCUGUUUUAAUCUCUUAUAAUGUUCAGUUUGUGGAGUCGAUUGAAUAGAUGCUUCUGCUCCUUUUUUUACUUUGCUGUUUGACAAGCAAGUUUAGCUUCUUUAGAUUUUAUAAACGUUGCUUGCUUUUCAAUUGAUAAUUCAA